Ilyonectria robusta is the source of this 2023-nucleotide messenger RNA. Its product is annotated as alcohol oxidase. Gene Ontology annotation, molecular function: flavin adenine dinucleotide binding; oxidoreductase activity, acting on CH-OH group of donors. The transcript has 4 exons. Lineage: Eukaryota; Fungi; Ascomycota; Sordariomycetes; Hypocreales; Nectriaceae. The record is from RefSeq and is a predicted model, not a curated record. The coding region runs from base 98 to 1912 and encodes 604 amino acids.
CAUUCUUGUUCAUUAUUGCAGACUGCAGCCUUGUUUCGACUUCUCUUAGCAUAAACCAUAAACAAUCUUGAGCAUCUUUUUACUUUGCCGAAUCAUUAUGGGCGUGUAUACCAAACUGGCCGAUGACCUUGCGGAGGUGGAUGUGAUCAUUGCCGGCGGUGGCACUGCGGCAUGCGUGGUGGCCGGCAGAUUGGCCGAGGCCGAUCCCAAGCUCUCGAUCUUGCUUAUCGAGGGUGGCCCAAACAACUACAACGUUCCAAACAUUGUUCACCCGGUGUUCUUCCUUGAUCACCUUCUCCCCACCAGCAAGACCACCAUCUUCUACAAGGGCAACAAAGCGGCUCAGCUCGCGGACCGCGAGGUCAUCGUGCCUUCAGGUGGAACCCUUGGCGGUGGAUCAUCUAUCAACUUCAUGAUGUACACACGAGGCCAACGAUCUGACUUCGAUUCAUGGAAGUCCAGCGGCUGGUCUGCGGAUGAUCUAUUGCCAUAUAUGAAGAAGUUGGAGAACUACAGCGGUCAAGGCGAAAAGGAUCAUCACGGCUACGACGGCCCGGUCCAUAUUUCCGACAGUACAUUCCGCGCCCGCGGACUCCAGGACGACUUCCUCGGCGCUGCGGCCAAGGUCGGUUGGCCUGAGAUCAAGGACCUUCAGACUCUGGAUGCAAACAACGGCAUCGAGCGAUGGCAGAACUACAUCUCAGAGGACGGCAAGCGACAAGACACGGCGCACAAAUACGUCCAUGAGAAGCUCCAGUCAGGAAACUACCCCAACUUGCAUGUGCUGGUUGAGUCAAAGGUUCUGCGUGUUCUCUUCGACGACGACAAGCAAGCUGUUGGCGUAGAGUACACGCCCAACCCAGACCUCCAACCCGCUGUACAGACUCCGCAGCACCCCAAGCUCACUGUCCGAGCAAGGAAGCAGGUCAUUGUAUCCUGCGGCGCAUGCGGCACCCCGCCAGUCCUUGAGAGAUCUGGCCUGGGCGAUCCCGAGCUACUGAAGAAGGUUGGCGUUCCUGUCGUUGUCGAUCUCCCGGGAGUGGGUCGUAAUUACCAAGAUCACCACUUGGCUCUUUACCCUUACAGGACAAGUCUCCAACCUCACGAGACUAUUGACCGCGUCCUGAGGAACCCGGGUAACCGACAGAAGCUUAUUGACGAUAAAGAUGAUGUCUUGGGCUGGAACUCCAUCGACAUCUCGUCGAAGCUUCGACCGAGUGAAGAAGAUGUGGCAGGUUUUGCCCCCGAGUUCCAAGCUGCCUGGAACCGGGACUACAAGAACUCCCCUGACAGGCCACUGAUGCUCAUGGGCGUUGUGUCAUGUUUUUUGGGCGACCCGUCAUCUGUCCCGGAGGCACAGUACGUCACGGUUGGAAACUAUACAGCAUACCCCUACUCCCGUGGACACAUGCACAUCACUGGGCCGGAGCUCAGCGAUCCCCUCGACUUCGAUGUUGGCUUCUUCUCGGACCAACACGACAUCGACGUGAAGAAGCAGAUCUGGGCCUACAAGAAGCAUCGUGAGAUCAUGCGUCGCACGGCCAUGUAUCGCGGCGAGCUUGCCCCCGGUCACCCGGCCUUCCCCGAGGGAUCUGCAGCCGCAUGCAUUGAAGCCGAAGCGCCACUCUCCAAUGUCGAGGACCUCAAGUACACGGCUGAGGAUGAUGCAGCCAUUGAGAAGUGGCUGCGAGAGAAUAUCGGCACGACUUGGCACUCGCUAGGUACUGCAAAGAUGGCUCCUCGCGAAGAAGGCGGUGUUGUCAGCGAGUCUCUGGACGUGUGGGGAACAAAGAAGCUCAAGAUUGCAGACUUGAGUAUCCCGCCUAUGAAUGUAGGUGCGAACACGAACAAUACUGCUAUUGUCGUGGGAGAGAAGGCGGCAGCUAUUCUCAUUAAGGAGCUGGGGCUUUAAAUAGUUGAAUAUUUCUGAUCGCACUUAUGAUGCUUUCACUACGCCAUCCCAGGACUACCUCAAGCAACCAACUUAGAAAGGCAAAUAUGAAUGAUCUAUUAUUUUGCUUCA